AGUGGCACUGAGGGUAGGCCGAUGUCGGUCCGAUGGUACCGAUAUGGCAAUCGUACAAUGUGUGGAUAUUUUCUUACCUGCCCAUCACUCGCCUUUUUUACUCCUUCCUUCUCUCCUCCAUCUCCCCUCCUAACGAAAUCCUUACGCUCUCAUGAAAAUCAGCCAAAAAAUAAGGCAGUCCACCAAGGAGGACAAAGUCUGGUGGUCCUUUGAGUACUUUCCUCCACGGACGGCCCAGGGUCUUCAAAAUCUACUAGACCGUAUAGAACGUAUGAGGGCAUUGGGCCCCGAGUUCAUCGAUAUCACCUGGAAUGCCGGUGGUCGGACCUCUGACCUUACCGCUGAAAUGGUCAAGACAUGUCAAGGAAUAAUCGGAAUCGAGACCUGUAUGCAUCUCACCUGUACGAACAUGCCCAAAGAGAAGGUCGACAUUGCUCUACGAGAGGCAAAGAAAUCCGGAUGUCGUAAUGUCCUCGCCCUUCGUGGGGACCCUCCGAUGGGUAAGGAAGACUGGGAAGCCGUGGAGGGUGGGUUUGUUCAUGGGAUCGACCUUGUCACGCACAUACGGCGCGAAUAUGGAGAUUAUUUUGACGUGGCCGUCGCCGGAUUCCCACAACACCAACUGCUCCCGCCUGAAGAGCGCGACCUGGAGAUAAAGUAUCUGAAGCAGAAGAUCGACGCUGGUGUCAGCUUUAUUUUCACCCAGAUGUUUUACGACGUGGAGGUCUUCAUUGCCUGGGUCAAAGCGGUCCGAGCAGCCGGUAUCACCAUUCCAAUCGUUCCUGGUAUUGCGCCUAUACAGACGUGGAACGGAUUCCAAAGAGCGACCAGUCUGGCGAAGACAAUAAUUCCUCAGUCUUUCUUGGAUGCAUUGGAGCCUUAUAAGAACAACGAUGAGAAGGUUAGAGAGAUUGGGACCAAAUUGGUAGCAGAUAUGUGUCGCAGAAUCCUCAAGGAAGAUAUUGGUAUCCGCGGUCUCCAUUUCUACACCAUGAACCUGGAGAAGGGGACAAAGAUGCUUCUAGAAGAGCUGAAUUUGGUUCCGAGGGUCGAGACUAUUAAGCCUCUGCCUUGGAGACAGUGUCUCACACCCAGCCGUCGUAAGGAAACAAUCCGCCCAAUCUUCUGGGCGAACCGGACAAAAUCCUACAUCUCUCGCACAGAAAACUGGGACGAGUACCCGAACGGUCGUUUCGGUGAUUCUCGCAGUCCCGCGUACGGUGAGCUGGAUGGUUACGGUGUCUGGAUCAAGCAAACCAAAGAGGAUGCCAUCAAGCUGUGGGGCGAGCCCAAAUCGCUAGAAGAUGUGACGACACUCUUCGCCAGAUUUUGCAAGGGAACAUUAUCCGCGCUGCCAUGGUCUGAUCAAGCACCGGCAAUCGAGACAUCUGUCAUCGCGAACCAACUAGCACAGAUGAAUGAGCUAGGAUUUUUUACCAUCAACUCACAGCCCGCUGUUGAUGGUGUAAGAAGCGACGACAAAGUGUUCGGGUGGGGCCCAAGUAACGGAUACGUCUAUCAGAAGGCUUACCUUGAAUUCUUCGUUCAACCCGCUCUGCUUUCACUUCUACUCUCGCAUAUUGAGCGGGAUAGUAAUAUCACAUACUACGUUAUCAAUAAGCGUGGCGAUUUACGAACUAACACCCAUUCUGAUGGACCUAAUGCCGUGACGUGGGGAGUGUUUCCUGGGAAGGAGAUCGUACAGCCUACGAUCGUGGAAGCUGUCAGUUUCAUGGCCUGGAAGGAUGAGGCAUACGAACUUGGUCAGCAAUGGGCCAAGGUGUAUGACGCCGACUCUCCCUCACGAAAGGUAAUAUCCGAUCUCAUGGAUACCUGCUUCCUCGUCAACGUCGUACAUAAUGAUUUCCACGAUCCGGGCGCGAUUUUCAAGCCGUUCUUCCAAGCAGGUGCUGAGUAUAAAGCAUCUCUUCUCAACGGAAAUGGUAAGGCCAAUUAGAGGUCGCCUGCAAGAUUAUCUCCCACUGUACAACUGCUGUAUCUUUCAUUCUUCUAUUCACUCGUUACUAGCUUUUAACUGUAUCAUUACUCGGGUUCAACCCCCGGUGUUUUUUUACGUUUUCCUUCCUGCAUACCACAUUCUCACCAAGCAUUUCAACAUCAUACUUACUAGCACAUCAUUGUACUUUGCAUCAA
Molecule: messenger RNA, 2154 nt
Organism: Desarmillaria tabescens
Lineage: Eukaryota; Fungi; Basidiomycota; Agaricomycetes; Agaricales; Physalacriaceae
Product: methylenetetrahydrofolate reductase-domain-containing protein
Exons: 8
Coding region: 152-1957 (601 amino acids)
Biological process (GO): tetrahydrofolate interconversion
Cellular component (GO): cytosol
Molecular function (GO): methylenetetrahydrofolate reductase [NAD(P)H] activity; FAD binding
Source: RefSeq, a predicted model, not a curated record